Austrofundulus limnaeus is the source of this 3818-nucleotide messenger RNA. It is a transcript of the gene zyx, whose product is annotated as zyxin. The record is from RefSeq and is a predicted model, not a curated record. The coding region runs from base 266 to 2089 and encodes 607 amino acids. Gene Ontology annotation, biological process: transforming growth factor beta receptor signaling pathway; integrin-mediated signaling pathway. Lineage: Eukaryota; Metazoa; Chordata; Actinopteri; Cyprinodontiformes; Rivulidae. The transcript has 10 exons. Gene Ontology annotation, cellular component: focal adhesion; stress fiber; cytoplasm.
GGUCGUAGUAUUUGCCUGUGUUUUAAAACAAACCUCCCAUAAACGUACUUUUUUCUCUGUAUGUGGUUACACCGGGCUGAUGGACACAGGCACGGAGUAUGCGGAAGCUCCAACAGGAAGUCGAGCUGAAAAAAGUUGAUUUUGCUAGGUUAGGUAAGCUAGCGACGCGAGUGAGCGGGUUCUGUUUUUUCAUAGAGGUGGUGGAUUAAUAAAUUGGUAACAGAGAGGAAACCGGUGACUUUACCAUAUGAGAUAAAGGCACAAAAUGGAGGACUCCAGCAGCAGCAGCAAGCCAUAUGUGGUGACAUCGUCUCUGAACUUAAAAGUCACCACGCCAUCCUUCUACAACCAGCCGAAGAAGUUCGCUUCUGUGGCGCCACCAAAGCCAAAAAGUCAGACUCCCCCCACUGCUCCCUCACCAACACCACUAGGCACAGCUGUUAUUGGUCGAGUUGGAGAGCUGCCUCCACCACCCUCUACACUCUGUGAUGACUUCCCACCCCCUCCUCCUCCACUGGAUGAUUUGCCGGCCCCUCCUGCUGAAUGCAUUAACCCAUCCUCUGACAUCGCUCCCGCCUUCCCUGCUCCACCUCCCGUGGCAGAUGACCUGCCCCUCCCUGCUCCCCCUCAGGAGAGUGCCUGUCUUCCCGCCUGUCCCGCUCCCCCUCCUCCUCCACCUCUUCCUGUSUCCAGCACCAGUUUUCCUAAUGCUGCUGGGACCCCACAGAGAACAAUGGCAAAGCAGACCAGCUUUGACAAACAGCUUGAUUCUCUGACUGACUUGUUGUCCGAGAUGGAGACCAGGGGACCUUUUAAUCCCAAGUUACCAAGCCAGCAUUCAGCAGCACAGACACUCAGACCUUCAGCCCCUCCAACAGCUCCCAAACCAGCACUUUCCUUCCUCCCACCUCCUGAGAUGGGAGACCGCCCUCCUCCUGCACCCUGGGCAGAAGAACUCAAAGCCAGAACAAACAGACAGCCCAACAACAGCUCUGCUCCAAACUCUGCUCCCGCUGUGGCUCCUAAGUCCAGCUUCGGAGGGAAAUCCACGACAUCAUCUGCUUCACUGGCACAAAAAAUCAACCAGAACCUGAACCAAACCAGCAUCGCACCAAAGCCUUCCUUUCCCACAGCCACCAGCUCGUUCCCUCCUCCUCCUCCUGCAGCUCCACCUGCACCUCCUGCUCCGACAAAUAACGUGACUACACCCCCAGUCCCUAAUCAUGUGAAGACUCCUCCUUUUGGGRGUCAGGUGAAUGCGAACCCUUCUGCUGCUGUGCCGCCUCCUCCUCAACCCAAGACCAUGAUGACAUCUCCACCCUCUUCCUUUACCCAGCCGAUGAAAACCAGCCCUGCAUCAACGCCAUCCCCUCCUGGCCCAGUUUCUAUCCCAGGUGGUGGUGUCCCUCUAAACAUGAGGGAAGUGGAAGAGCUGGAGAACAUGACCAAGGAAUUCAUCAAAAACAUGGACAGACAUGCUCCUGUCAUCACCUCCCCUCCAACGGAGGUUUGUGGGAAGUGUGGUGAGGCUCUGUCUCGUACUCAGCCUGCAGUGAGGGCCAUGGAUAAACUCUUCCACUCCAACUGCUUCUGUUGCAUGAGCUGCCAUCGCCCCCUGCAGGGCUUGCAGUUCUACGACAGGGACGGCUCGCCGCAGUGCGAGGACUGUUACAUGAGUUCCCUGGCCGUGUGCUCUCGAUGUGGGGAGAGAAUCACGGACCGCGUGCUGAAGGCUGUGGGACAAUGUUUCCACACUCACUGUUUCCGCUGCAGCACCUGCUCCUGCGUACUCGACGGGGCGCCCUUCAUCACCGACGACAACAACAACCCAUACUGUGUCCAGGAUUACCACAGGCGUUUCUCUCCUCUGUGUGUGAGCUGUAAUGAACCCAUUGUUCCCGCACCGGGCAGCGAGGACACGGUCCGAGUGGUGGCCCUGGACAAAAACUUCCACCUCAAGUGUUACCGCUGUGAGGACUGCGCUCGGCCUCUCUCCAUCGAGGCAGAUGAAAACGGCUGCUACCCACUGGAUGGCAGGAUCCUGUGUAUGAAGUGCCACACCAAACGAGCCAAGCAGGCUGCGCAGUGAUUGGCUGCUGCAGCGACACUCAGAUCAAACAUGAACCAAAAGCACAGGAUUUACUCAGCUGCAUAUUUGCCUUUGCAACAGGGCUUUAUUCAGUAAAUGUGUGUUUGUGUGUACAAGAGAGAGUGUGCAUUGUGGAGUAAGUACGUCUGCAUGCAGCGUAGUGUCCCUCUUGUGUUUGUCCUCUUUAAUCAGUGCAGAGGUAAUGUACUGCACUGAGCUAAACUCUCUUUCAGUUAUUAUUCCAGACGUUCCAAUCUCCCUCUUGUAGCAUAGAUUUUGUGCCAAAUCAAAGUUUACGCUUAAAUUACAGCAUAACUUGCACAAGAGCCAUCUGAUAAAGUUGCCUUUCUUUGUAUCUUGCCUAAAUAAUGUAAAUAGGACCAAGAACUGAAAAUUUCRCACACAGACAGUAGUAUCAACAGGUUAAAACCUCCAUCGUCACACGUUUUAAACCACUUUGGUUCAAGACUUUGUCAAAUGUUGUGCCUGCAAAUGUGGCUGUCGAUGCUUUCCUGCCUAGAAAAGUGCUUUAAAUCACCUCUGAUUGCGUAUUAAAGUCAUCAAGGCCUGCAAUGCAACUGCAAAAAAAAAAUUUAAAUAAGAAUAAACAAAGAUGAACAAAUAGUGAAUGUUGCUGUUAGUUUCUGUGAUGUGAAUUUCUCGAUUUCCAGGCAUGCGUUUGAAUGGACGUCCUCUCGUUUUCUCUGUAUUAAGGCAAAUUUAAAACAAUCUGCCAUUCCUUAAAGUUAAUGUAGAGCUGAUUUAAACAGUAUUUUUAGAUGCAUGUCUUUUUAUUGCAGAAAUGCUGAGCAAACGAAACGAGCACAGAUUCCUUUUCUUGGGAUCUCGUUUUGAAAACAGAUCAGUUCCCUCAGCAGCAAGGCUGAAAACAGGACUUGUUAUGUGAUCUUGCACAGUGCCAUAUUGAAUUAAAGUUAAAAAAAUAAAAUUAAUAUUGAAUUAAAGUUUUAAAAAAUAAAAGUAAUAAGUAUUUUAGUGUCACUUUAAGGCUAAACAAUUCCUGCACAUAUUUAAAAAAAUAGAAACAUGGUAGUAGGUAUUUCUAUCAAUCUUUUCCUUAAAAAAAGGUAAUUUAUGGAUCUACUGUUAAAAGUAUUAAAACUAUGCGUGUACCUGAACUCUAACGGCCUGUCUUGGUUAUAGAAUAURAUCGUUCAGUUGCAGGUAUUAAAACAGUGACCAAAUGUAAGCAGAUGAAAACGUCAAGCUGUAACGUAUUUUCUUUUUUAUUAUUAUUGUGAAUACCACUACUCAUUUCAUUAUUCAACCAUUGUACUUGAGUUUCUUCAUAUCAGUUAUUUACCACUUUAUCCUAACUUCUGUACUGUAUUUCACUCACAUGUAUUUUCAUUUUAACCUGACGUUACUGUGUUGUACUGCUCUUUACUUAGGUUCUCAGUCUUGUUACUUGCUUUGACAGAACGACCAACGAAACACGACUGUAGUGAUGCAUGCUUUACUUCUAGUAUUAUGUCCUCUGUAGUAUGCACCACCUUUAUGUCUUUACCAUCACUGUGUAUUUUAGAUAUGACGAUAUCACACAUUGUACAUUGUUGUCUGAAAUGUGGUUGCCUUGUCUUUUCUUAAAACCUUGUUUUAUACAUUUGUUACAUGUGGAUGUGUUAAAACAUCAUUUAGUCCUUCCUUUUUCUGAUUGAAUCGAAAAGCUCAAAUUAAAGACAAUUACUAAUUAAACAACUGUUUUGGA